CCUCUAUCUCACAAUCUAUAUUUUAUCUUUUUUUCUUUACGAGCAAAUUGACUUCAAGAUCAAGUAGUUACACCAUAACUGAUGACGCAUUGUUGUGUCAAAUGUAUUUAGACAUAACUCAAGACCCAAUCAUCGGCAGAUAUCAAUCUGCAAAUGAUUUUUGGUCACUAGUUGAGGAUAAAUACAAUGAACACCGUCAACAAAAUCACGAGCAUCAUAACAUACGUUCACUUCGUUCAAGAAUGGAUACAAUAACUACUCAGGCACGAAGGCUAAAUGGGUGUGUCAAGCAAGUUGAGAAUUUGAAUCCAUGUGGUGCUUCUGAAAAAGAUAUUCUAGAUCGUGCUAAGUCACUAUUGUUUUGCUUAAGUCAGUUAAGAGCGACAAUGAGCAACUUAUAGAGAUGUUCAAGAAAUCGUUGUUAGAUAGACAUGAACAAUUGCAAAUCUAGCGACAAAAUAUGGCAUACAAAGAACAGAGGAGAGAAGAUAAAAUUAUGUUCAUGGAUUUGAAUUCUAUUGACGAUCCACAAAUGCGAGCGUAUAUCAGUGCAGAAAGAUCAAGAAUUUUACAAAAAAAUCUCAAGAAGGGGGAUCAUCUGCUGGAUUUGGGAAUCUAUUUGAUGGUCUUGGAGGGUCUGGAAGCGUGUUGAAUGACUGCUAAUUUCUAAAUUAGUAUGUACUAUGUAUGAUUUUAAUAAUAUUUUUAUUUUUUUUAAAUUUAAUGGUGUUAUUAAUUGUAAUUUUAGUUAUGCUAUUUUCUUAAGUAUCAUUUGUAUUAUGUUAUUAUGUUGUUUUGAUUUGAAACUUUAUUUAUAAUAUUGUGUGAUUUAAAUUUUAUUAUAUAUAUAUAUAUAUAUAUUUUUUCUAUCAAAUUAAUAAUUUAAAUUUGUU
Molecule: messenger RNA, 893 nt
Organism: Cuscuta epithymum
Lineage: Eukaryota; Viridiplantae; Streptophyta; Magnoliopsida; Solanales; Convolvulaceae
Source: the annotation of a GenBank genome assembly